CUUUUGAAGAGCUUGAGAAGGCUGUGAGUAUGGCCCAAAAGACAGAGGAAGCCCGGAAAAAAUUGCAGAUAGAAAUGGAUGAAAAAAUCAAAGCAGUAGAAAAGGCAAGUGAGGAAGAGAGGGUAAAUCUUCAACGAGAGUUAACCAGAGUGAAACAAGAGGUGGUUGAGAUUAUGAAGAAGUCUUUAGAGGAACGUGUUGCUGAACUUGAAAAAUUCCAUAAAAAAGAAAUGGCUACCAAAGAUCAGGAGCUAAAUGAAAGGUUACAGGCCCAAGAAAAGGCAUUCCAAGAGAAGAUGAAAGCAGCUCUUGAAAAAAAUCAGAGUGAAUGUUUAAAAACCCUUCAAGAAAAAGAGCAGCAAGAAUCCCUAGCCUUAGAAGAAUUAGAGCUGCAGAAGAAAGCAAUACAGUCAGAGUGUGAUAAGAAAGUUGAGGAGAUGCAUCAGGAAGUAGAGACUUUAAGAACUAGGAUUCUUGAACUGGAAAGCUCUCUUGCAAAGCAUUCGCAGGAUGACGGAAAGCAGUCGGAGGAGUUAAGUACUAUGAUGGAGUCUGAAAAAAAGCAGCACAACAAGGAAAUCAGUGAUAUCGUUGAAAAGCACAAGAAAGAAAUGGAGAACAUGAAACAGCAGCAGGAAAAGAUUUGGACAGAAAAACUUCAAAACUUAAAGCAACAGCAAGUAAUUGAACUCGAAAAAAUGAGAGAGAAACAAGAACAAGAGAUAGAUAAAAUUUUGAAAGAGAAAGAAACAGUAUUCCGUGCACACAUAGAAGAGAUGAACGAAAAAACAUUAGAAAAACUUGAUGUGAAACAAACAGAACUAGAAGCACUGUCUUCUGAGCUGUCAGAAGCACUGAAAAUACGUCACGAUUUGGAACAAGAGCUUGCAGAAUUGAACAGUAAAGUGUGUGAAACAAAGCAAGAAAUGGAAGGGAAGCUGGAAGAAGAGAGGAAACGGCACAAGGAAGAGGUUGAAACGAUGUUAAAAGAGCACGAAAUGUCUAUUCAAGGUGUUGAAAAGGUACUCAAAGAGGAGCUCAACAAACUCAAGCAGUCAUUGGAGGAGAAAGACAGACAUCUGGAGGAACUAAAAGCACAUGAACAGAAACUGAAGGAAUCUGCAGAAAAAUCUGAAGCUGAACUUCUUCAAGUGUCUGCAAAGCUAGAGGAGCUUUCAGAGUCCCAUCAGAGUACUUCUAAUGAGCAGGCAAAGAUUUAUGAAGAGGAAUUAGCAAAGCUAAAGCAAAAGGUGACAAAUCUUGAAGAUGAAAAAUUGCAACUUAGUGGGCAGCUAGAAAGAACUGAAUCCCAGCUGAACAAAGCCAAGAAUGAUUUAGAAGCACACAUCUCUCAGGUGCAUGACCUGAAGCAGCAUCUGCAAGAGCAAAGCAAUGAAAAUACACAAAAAGUAUCCUCUCUAACACAACAAUUUGAAUGUCAACUAAAGGAUCUACAAAGAGAGGCUGAUGAAACAAAGAGAAGCCUAACUGAGAAAGAAAACGAGAUUGAACACAUGAACAAGUUACAGAGUAAGCAAGUGGAAGAGUUUAAUCAGAAACUGUUAGCCACAGAGGAGAGAAUUAGUGUUUUACAAGGAGAAUAUGAAAGUAAACUGAAAUGUCAGGAGAACAAGAUGGACAAAAUGAAAAGGAAAUCAAAAGAUAUGCAGGAAACUCUCAAAAAGAAACUUGCUGAGCAAGAAGCUAAACUAAAGAAAGAGCUUGAAAACAAGCAGUUGGAGUUGAGUCAGAAAGAGAGCGAAUUCAAUGCUAAGAUGUUGGAAAUGGCACAUGCCAGCUCGGCCGGAAUCAGCGAUGCCGUGUCGAAACUGGAAUCUAAUCAGAAAGAGCAACUGGAGAGUCUUGCUGAGGCUCAUAGGAGGGAGCUGGAAGAAAUUACCCAGAGCUGGGAGAAGAAACUCAAUCAGCAGGUUGAAGAGCUCCAGGAAAAACAUGAAAUGGAACUGCAAGAGAAAGAGCAGGAAGUUGGAGACCUGAAACAGAAACUUGCCACCUUCAGUGCUGAGAAGGAGGGUUCCAGAACAGAAAUAGCCCGGCUGAAGGAAGAGCAGGUGAAGAGCGAGGAGGCCCUGAGGGAGCUGCAAGAACAACUAAGGCAGUCAGUAGCUAAGGUGAACAAUUUGUCAGAUAAGGAAAGUGACCUGAAAACGCAGUUGAAAAAACUGGAAGGUGAUCUUAAUCAAUCCCUGAAAGAGCAGUCGGGACUUCAGGAACAGCUUGAUAAGCAGAAAGCAGUUGAAGAAAAGGACAAAGCCAGAAUUACUGAGCUGGCUGAUACACUGAAAAUACUUGAAGAGAAACUCCAAACUGUGCAGUCUUCUCAGUGUAAAGAUCAUGAAAAUUAUGAGAAAAAAAUAGAGGCAAUUCAGCUAAAGGAAGCCGAGUUCAAAAGGCAGUCAGGAGAACUUGCAGCCCAGUUAGAUGCUUACUGGAAGAACGCUGAAGCUUUGUUGCAAACAAAAAGCAAUGAAUUAAUUGAAAAAUGUAAUGAAAAAAUUGGUGCAGUAACAAGCAGAAUUGCAGAUUGCGAGCGCCGAACUGCAACAGUUAAAGAAGCAAUAUUAGCUAAAACUAGUCAGAUUCCUGAACUAGAAGCUCAACUUAGAGAACUGACAGAGCAUCAUUCUGCUGUAAGUACUUCUUUGCAGGAGUCAAUGCAGGAGCUGCAAGAGAAUAACAAUUUACUUACGUCCAUGAGAGCUCACAUUGAAGGACUUGUAGCAGAAAAGGAGCAAUUGCAAAAAGAGGGAGGGCAUCAGCAGCAAGCAGCAUCUGAAAAAGAAACUUGCAUAACACAGCUGAGGAAAGAGUUGUCUGAAAAUAUCAACGCUGUCACCUCAAUGAGGGAGGAACUCCAGGAGAAAGAAUCUGAGAUCUCUGCUCUCCACAAAACCAUCAAUGACCUUAAUGUUAGACUUGAAAGCACGGUGAGUUUAACGGAGAAGGAAGCAGCUGUGUCUCUGUUAAACAAGCAGCAUCAAGAGGAUCGGUUGCAGUUGUUAAACCAGGUACAGGAGUUAUCCUCCAGAGUUGAGACACUGAGUCAAGAAAAAGCAUCAGCUCUUGGGCAGGUGGAAGAUUGCACGGCCAAGCUGUCGGAGUGGAAGGCGAAAGCACAAACCAGGUUUACACAAAAUCAUGAUACUAUUAAAGAUUUGCAGAGCAAACUUGAAUUAAGCAAUAUUGAAGCCAAUAGAAAAGAUGAAGAGCUAAACAAACUGAAGGAGCAACUGGCUAAACAAAGCAAGAAUCUCGAUAGCUUAAAAAGUGAAUUGGAACAAAAACAGAACAGGAAAGAAAAGCAGGAACGUGAGUUAACAACAAAGUUAAAAAACCAGGCAGCAACAAUUGCUGAACUAGAAGAAAACAUUGCUCGGAAAACUUCAGAAAAUGAUUCCUUGAUGGAGCAACUUAAAAAGUAUAAUGAACAAAAAGACACGGAGCAAAAAGAGAUAGCUUGGCAACUCCAGCAGGCAGAGAAGGUGGCUUUUGAAAAGGAUAAUAGAUUUAAGGAGGCUGAAGAAAAAGCAUUUAAUCUUGAGAAGCAAAUAGGUUCACUGAAAGCUGAAUUUGAAGCAAAGGAGAGAGAAUUUGAUCAACUGAAGUCAGAGAUACUUAAAAGCAAAGAGAAAGAAAUGAAAGAACUAGAAGACAGACUGAAUGCAGAGAACAGCACUAAGCUGACAGAUCUGAAAAAGAAGGCAGAGCAAAAAAUUGGUUCUAUUAAAAAGCAAUUGAUGUCUCAGAUGGAAGAAAAGGAACAGCAAUUUAAGCAAGAUAGAGAAAAACUGUUAAGAGACUUGGAACAGAAAGUGCAGGAGAGAGAGGCCAAAAUUGAAUCCUUAGAAGAAAAGAUUAAGUCAACAAAGGAUUCCACAGAAUUAGAGAAAGAAAUGCUGCAAAGAGUAGAGAGUGUAAAAGCUGCUGUAGAACAAGAAAAAACUAACAUGCUCGAGAGUGUCCAAAAGACAUAUGAAGAGAAAAUGCACAUGUUAGAGAAGGGCUUAACUGAGAAGGAUGAAUUGUUGCAGAAGUAUGAAAAGGAACAAGGAGAGAUUAAUGACUCUCGUCUAGAACUCCAAAACAAACAGGCAGAACUCCUUAAAAAACUCAAAUGUGUUGAGGAAAGCCAUCAGGAGGAGCAGAGUAGGACUGAAAGCCUCAGGAAAGAACUUGAGGAGCAAACAAAAAAAUACUCAUUGCUAGCAGAUGAGCAUGCUCGCUGUGGCAGUGAUUUAGCAAGCACUAGGGAAGAACUAAAAGCUAAAGAACAGAAGCAUCUUGACAUGGAGAAUGUAAUCGGAGAUUUUCAGAAGCAGUUGCAGGAAAAGGAGGCAGUCAGUCAAUCUUUAGAGCAGAAAAUAAAAGAGUUGGAAAGUAAUCUGCUGAAGGAAAAUGAAGUGCAUAAGGUUGAGAUGGAAGAUAUGAGUUCGAGAUAUGAAGAAAAGCUAAAAAGUUUGCAGCAGCUGUUGGGUGAAAGAAGUGAGAGUCUGAAAGCUUUUGAGGAAAAUGCUGAAGAAAAGGCUAAAUCUGGUUUGGAGCUGCAGAAGUUACUGGGUGAUAUGCAGAACCAGCAGAAGGACUUGCAGACCAAACUGGAAGAGACUGAAAGGGAGAAACAGAAACUCCGCAAAGAGGUGAAUAACCUUCAGAAGGACUUGCGUACCCUGAGAAAAGAACAUCAGCAGGAGCUGGACCUAAUAAAGAAGGAGUCCUUAGAAGAAAUGGAGCAGAAAAUCAGAUGUGAACAAGAAGACAUCGAGUUAAAGCACAACUCCACCUUGAAGCAGUUAAUGAGAGAGUUCAAUACCCAGCUGGCUCAAAAAGAAAGAGAACUGGAAACAGCAGUAAAAGAGGCAAUCAGUAAAGCCCAGGAUGUAGAAACUGAACUGGUAGAAAAUCAUCACAUAGAGACAACACAGUUGCAUAAAAAAAUUGCUGAAAAAGAUGAUGAUCUGAAAAGAACUGUGAAAAAAUAUGAAGAAAUA
Molecule: messenger RNA, 5009 nt
Organism: Merops nubicus (carmine bee-eater)
Lineage: Eukaryota; Metazoa; Chordata; Aves; Coraciiformes; Meropidae
Gene: GOLGA4
Product: golgin A4
Exons: 6
Biological process (GO): Golgi vesicle transport
Cellular component (GO): Golgi apparatus
Molecular function (GO): small GTPase binding
Source: RefSeq, a predicted model, not a curated record